Molecule: messenger RNA, 3727 nt
Organism: Cyprinodon variegatus (sheepshead minnow)
Lineage: Eukaryota; Metazoa; Chordata; Actinopteri; Cyprinodontiformes; Cyprinodontidae
Gene: ccdc157
Product: coiled-coil domain containing 157
Exons: 8
Coding region: 75-1889 (604 amino acids)
Source: RefSeq, a predicted model, not a curated record
AACACAAUGUCAACAUGUCAGCAGGUUUCUUAUUAGUGUGUAAAACAGAUGAUAUUUAAAAAUAAUAGUGAGAUAUGACUGAGCUGUUGGGCCGUGAGAACUGCAUCAAGAACCUCCGGAAAGACCUGGUCGAUAUUCAGGUUGCGAUUGAGGACGUGCUUUCCAGAACCGGACCGGUCCAUUACACCUCCUGGAAGUCCCCAGACAAACUGGCCUGCAGUUUGGACAUGGUGGCUUUGCUGGAGGAGUAUGAUUUUGUGAAUGGAGAGGACGCAUACAAUCAGCACUCGCAUGUUGUUUUGUUGGAGUUGGUGGUUGACAGACUCCUGCUCCUCCUACAAAGCGUCGGGGCUUUUACAGAGUUACAGAAGGGCAGAUACAGAAGAGAUCAAAGCCAGCAGAAAGGAUGCCUCUCAGUGGGCCUUGUGGUCAGGAACUAUUGGGGUAACUUACUUCAGUAUGCAAACACAAAGGAGAACUCCAAAGACAUAAAACAGAUCAAAACAAAGGCAUUAGACACUAAUCAGAAGAAGGUCUCCUCUCCAUCUUCCCCAACCAGCUCAGGGUCUGAUUUCUGCAGAAAUUGUGCCUCUACCUUGUUUUGUCCAACCUCAUUCAAAUUCCCCCCUGAGAAUCACACAAGUUCAGGUCCAGAUCUCAAUGCCUCAUCCUGUUCUAAAAUUCAACGGCACAGUGCUGCCUGUCAGACAGUGGAGUCCUUGCUUGUACCCUGUGAUGCAUGUUAUCGAGUGCAAUCCCUUUUGAGAAACACAGGAGAUGCUUUGAUCGAUCUUUUCCAGAGUGAGGGUCUUCCCUCUGCUCUACAGCCUCUCUUAGAUGCCAUGCAAGACACAGUGGAUCCAGGAAAAAUGACGGCGGGUGAUGUUGCCCUGUGGGCCAAAGAGCAACUCAGGGACAUGCGCCGCCUCGGAAAACAUCUUCAGGAUGUGCGGAGUACAGUGGAGCCUCUUAGAGAAGCCCUCAGAAAAGCUGAAUCAGAGCGAGACGGAUUUAGUUCUCAGCUGGUAAGCGUGAAGAAGGAGUUUAAAGAAGAGGUGGAAAAACACCAGGCCAAUAUAGUCCAGCUGGAGUUAGCUCUUCAGAAAGCACAGAGAUCCUCAAAGGAAACUGAGCAAAGGCUGCAAGAAGAACAUAAGCAACUAAAGAGAGAAAUGUUGUCCUUGGAGGAGAACAAUACCAGACUCAAGGAGAAGGUGGAACUCCAGCUAAACAUGUUGCAAGCACUGGAAGACGAAAAGGAGAUGCAAAGAGAUGAAGAGGCGUACAGUAAACUCCAGCAAAGGAUCCUGGAGCUUGAAACUCAUCUCAGUGACACUAAACUUCUCCUCGACAAGGAGAAGGCCAAGUAUCAGAGCGCUUGUUGUCGACAGGAGUCAAUGCAGGCAAAGCAGCAGUCCUUAUUAGAAAGAGUUGAUGCUCUGGAUGAAGAGUGUGACGAGCUACAGAAGCAAUUGGAAGAGAAGGAAGAUGCCCAGAGCAGUUUAAACAAACGGCUGCAAGAUAUUUAUAAGUUGAAGGAGCAACAAGAGGCUCAGCUCUCUCAACAGCAGGAUAUCUAUAGAGAGCUCCAAAGAGAGAAGCAAACACUACAGACACAUGCAGAUGAGCUGGAAAAACGUGUGGCACAAUUAACAGAGCAUGUGAAUACACUGAGGGAGCGGGAGAGACUUCUGGUGCUUUUUCCAGAGCUAAACGACUGGGCUCAAACCCAACCGCAAAGUGGAUCCACCUCGACACACAAAGUGAAGACCAAAGCGGAUCAGCUGUUUGCCUGGAAAGUUCAAGCCCAACCCAGAGACCAGACUGGUUCUUUAUCAUUUGGAAGAAGUUUAGCAAACAAAAGCACUGUAAUGUUAAUGGUAAAAUAAGUAAAAUGAAGUUUGAGAGGCUUUCUCGGAUCUAACUGAUGGUGGGGAGCACUGAGAUUAAUAUACUGUAGAUGUAACAAAUAAUUGAGGAAAAAACAAAAGGUGGCUCUGAUCCCUCCCACUGGAUUAGCUUGGAGGUCACCUGGAUGGUGUUAAUGGUUGUUAGGGGGUUGUGACUCCCUCAUCAGAGUGGUUUCAUUCAUAUGCCUGAUUGAAACUCAGAAAACCCUGCGGGGUCUGGGAGACCCCUCUGGGACCAUGGAAGCUACAGCCGGGUCUAGGAGAGCCCUCUUAUACGUGGUUUGGGGGGAACCCAUGCGGGGUCAGGGACACCCCUCUAAGAAUGCAUGAAGUUUAAUCAAUUCAGACUAACAUACCUUAUAGGCAAAAUAAGCAUUUUGAACAUUAGUCAUGUUAAAUGCAUAUUAAGCAGUUAUAAACAGUCUAGAUAUUAAUACAUCUAUAAAUGAUUUAUUAACCAUUAGAUAUGGACUGUAAUACACAUACAAGCAUUGGACCAAAGAGAAAGCAGUGGAGGAAGAAUUUAAGGGAAUUAAGAAAACAUUAAAAUAACUACCAGAGACACUAAAUACGCUAGAAGAAAGGCCUGAUCAACAAUGGUAUUUCUAAACAAAAGAUUUUAAAAAAAUAGGCUUGUCAAAGCAAAUUGCGGCGCUAAAUGGGGACGAUGAAACAAAGAACAAGACAAUCAAGUCCUCAGAGAGCCACAAAGAUUUUAAACAUAUUCUAGGAGCAAUAACUUUAUUAUCACUGGAUUAGAUAAUAAACCACAAAGCUACUAAGAGCCGUGGCUUCUGAAGGAAAGUCGACAGAAAAAGAUCGGUAGAACAACAGGUUAUCACAUUUAUGAAAAUGAAAGGAAUGGAGAUAAGAACUCAGGACACUGAAGCCUGCCAUCCAUUAAUUACCACAGUGGUGUCAGACUCCACUCAUCUUAUCAAGUGAGUCCAAUCUGAACUCUUGAUGAGAUGACUGGAGUCUGGUGUGCUAUUGCUUGGUUAGAAAGCAAACCUGCAGCCACACGGCCCUUUCUGGAACCACUUUGACACCCCUGCAUUACCACGAAGUCAACAACUCAGUCACCCUAUUGGGGUCUGUAAGCAGAAAACUAAAAAAUACUGUAUAAAAAAACAAGGAAGGAAAGUGAAAGGCACAAAUGUGUACCUAAAUGAUAACUUAAAGAAAAAUGCAGACAUUUAACAAAAAGUUUACUUCUUGAAAAAAAACCUUCUAACUGUAAAUUGCUUAAACUAAAUGUGACUGAAGAGGCGAAUGUGUUGUGUAUUAGAGGUGAUCCAUUGCUGGAAAAACGCCUACCAAGGGGGGAAACAGGUGCCACUAUAAAGUGCGACACAAACGACUACUGACUCCAUUCAGUACAACUUGUUUCCAGAUAAUGGAGAUGAUCUCACCAACCAAGUAACACAUACUUGAUAAGGGAAAGUAUAACAAGCAAAUGUAUCUAUAAUUUUUCUUUUUCUAAAGUUCAAAUUUCAACCACCAUUGUUUCUUUGAACAAUUUUUUUGUGACUGCUGUUAUAUGUUCAUCCCACUCCAAAAAAAAGGGGAGGAAAUUAAUAAUAUUAACUGCAAUGAUUAUACAGAAACCGAAGAUAGACCAUUACAUCUCCCAGCUGAUAUUUUGCCUGAUAUAAUUUUUUUGAAUCGGUAUUGGCCAAUUAGUGCAUGCGUCGGCUGAUUUAUAACUGCAUUCAGCAGCCAAGUCCUGUAAAUAUGUGAAGUUCAUGCACCUCCCUUCCCUAUAAAAUGUUAAUGUUUUGUUUGAUUUGCCAAUAAAUGUUUUUGUUUCGUUUGAA